Messenger RNA from Notolabrus celidotus (New Zealand spotty), 6704 nucleotides. It is a transcript of the gene shoc2, whose product is annotated as SHOC2 leucine rich repeat scaffold protein. Lineage: Eukaryota; Metazoa; Chordata; Actinopteri; Labriformes; Labridae. Gene Ontology annotation, molecular function: protein binding. The coding region runs from base 646 to 2394 and encodes 582 amino acids. The transcript has 10 exons. The record is from RefSeq and is a predicted model, not a curated record.
GUGUGAGGGGAGGGAGGGGAGCAGAGAGCAGCAGUGUAGGAAAAGAGGAGGAAGCAGCAAGGAUGGCGGAGUCACACCUCUGAAGCUUAGACACUAUGCUCCAGUUAUCUGGUGCCUAAUGUAGAAUCAGGGGUCGUUCCUCUCGGAUAUCAGCUCCUGUCUUCGGGUGUCUGCUGCCCAGCUGCUGGAGCUGAAGGUUUCCCCUCGGAGGAAGGAUCGGUCCGACAGCCGCUCCGCUCGGGCCUACACACACAGCUAGCUCUGUUUGAGAUGAAGCUAAUCCAAGGAUAAGAUCUGAAAAUCCCUCCGUGACCUUUGCAGCCUGAAAGAACUUGUAUCCGAAGGUCCUGGGACUGUAUGCAGUUCAAACACUGAAGCAUGUGGCCCAUGGGUGCCACAAUCCAGCGACUUCAAAGGGUUUUUUCUCCAAUGGCAUUUUAACAAAGGAACUAAGUAUUAAAAGUAUCCCAAAAACCUUUGGAUCACAAGGUCUUUGUUUCCAGGACAAUCAUAAAUGUGUGGGCCUGCACAGGGAUGUUUACUGUAAGAGCCUGCUUGGCUGUCUGCGUCCCCUUUUCUGAGAAUAAGUAACCCGACAAGAGAGACUCCCAUGAGCAACUCUGCAGGAGGCCCGAUAACGUCGACAUGAGUAGUACUUUAGGAAAAGAAAAAGAGUCGAAAGAAAAGGACCCUAAAGGCGGUCCUGUGGGGAAAGAAAGGGAAAAAGAGGCCAAGGCUUUAGCCAGCUUAGGGAAAGAUGGGGGCAAAGAAACGAAGACCAAAGGGAAAGAUGCCAAAGAUGGAAAGAAGGACACCAGCAGCUCGACACCCGGUGUUGCCUUCUCCGUUGACAACACAAUAAAGCGGCCAAACCCGGCACCAGGUACACGCAAGAAGUCCAGCAAUGCCGAGGUGAUCAAAGAGCUUAACAAGUGCCGGGAGGAGAACUCGAUGAGACUGGACCUAUCGAAACGGUCCAUUCACAUGCUGCCCACCUCCAUAAAAGAGCUGACGCAGCUGGCUGAACUCUACUUAUACAGCAACAAGCUGCAGAGCCUGCCGGCUGAGGUGGGGUGCCUAUCGGGCCUGAGCACUUUGGCCCUGAGUGAGAACUCCCUGACCAGUUUGCCGGACUCCCUGGACUCCCUUAAGAAGCUUCGAAUGCUCGACCUCCGGCACAACAAGCUAAGGGAGAUACCAGCCGUGGUGUACCGGCUAACAUCUCUGGCCACGCUGUACCUGCGCUUCAACCGCAUCACAACCGUGGAGAAGGACAUCCAGAACCUAUCGAAGCUCACCAUGCUCAGCAUCCGGGAGAACAAGAUCAAACAGCUGCCUGCAGAGAUAGGGGAGCUGUGCAGCCUCAUCACUCUGGAUGUUGCCCAUAACCAGUUGGAACAUCUACCGAAGGAGAUCGGGAAUUGCACACAGAUCACCAACCUCGACCUGCAGCACAAUGAGCUCUUGGACCUCCCAGAAACUAUAGGCAACCUGGCGAGCAUAAACCGCUUAGGCCUGAGAUACAACAGAUUGUCGGCCAUCCCAAGAUCAUUAGCCAAAUGUCGAGAACUGGAGGAGCUAAAUCUAGAAAACAACAACAUUUCAGUGUUGCCAGAGGGCCUACUGUCAAGUCUGGUCAACCUGACCAGUCUAACACUGGCCAGGAACUGCUUCCAGUCGUACCCCGUUGGUGGACCAUCCCAGUUCUCCACGAUCUACUCCCUUAACAUGGAGCACAACCGCAUCAACAAGAUCCCCUUUGGUAUCUUCUCCAGGGCCAAAGUGUUAAGCAAACUUAACAUGAAGGACAACCAGCUAACGUCUCUGCCGCUGGACUUCGGCACAUGGACCAGCAUGGUCGAGCUGAACCUGGCCACCAAUCAGCUGACGAAGAUCCAAGAAGACGUCUGUGGUUUGGUCUCUCUGGAGGUUCUAAUACUGUCCAAUAACCUUCUAAAGAAGUUACCACAUGGUAUUGGGAAUUUGAGAAAACUGCGGGAACUGGACUUGGAGGAGAACAAGUUGGAGUCUCUACCCAACGAAAUAGCUUACCUUAAAGAUUUACAAAAAUUGGUAUUGACAAAUAAUCAGCUGACUACGUUACCCAGAGGCAUCGGCCACCUCACCAACCUCACUCAUCUUGGUUUGGGGGAGAACCUGCUACAACACCUUCCAGAGGAGAUUGGUACACUGGAGAACUUGGAGGAGCUGUACCUCAACGACAACCCCAACCUGCACAGCCUCCCCUUUGAGCUGGCCCUCUGCAGCAAGCUGUCCAUCAUGAGCAUUGAGAACUGUCCCCUCAGCCACCUGCCGCCGCAGAUCGUCGCAGGAGGCCCCUCCUUCAUCAUCCAGUUUCUCAAGAUGCAGGGACCGUACCGUGCCAUGGUUUGAGCCCAGAGCAGCUCAAUCCCAGUCCUACUUAACUCCAAAACCCUCCACUUUGCUCUGCACUCUGUCGCCUGCCCGCACCCCAGUAUGUGUAUCAUACACUGUAAAGAAAACAGACCGCCACAAUCAGUGUCGGGGGCAAACACAAAGAGGAAGAGGAAGAGGAGGAAGAGGAUGAGGAGGAGGAGGAGGAGAAGAGGAAGAGGAGGAGGAGAAGAGGAGGAGGAGGAGGAGGAGGAGGAGGAGAAGAAUACGUUUCUUUCACCAUCUUUGGGCAGACACGAGGGGAAUCGUUGGAGACUGGACUUCUGUAUUUCUCCAGAGAUUAUCACAGUCAUUCGGAGACCCCCGUCGAGCCCCGCUCAUCUUUCAUUCCGAAUCAUACAAGAGGAAAAUAUUUCCAUCUCUUGCCAAAACUGAAGAUAUAUAAAGUUCUAUAUAUUGAGUAACAGUGAGCUAAAGUGGCGAGUCUUUUAAACAUAUAAGCCGUGCUCCCAUUGCCAAUGUAUUUACAGUAAUUAAAGCAACUAUUAUGUGAGCAAAGAUACAAUUGUAUGCAAAAACAAACAAAAAGAGUCUUUGGAACUUCACAUUUACUGCUGCUGCCGUCAUUUUAACUUUGUCAUCUUGUUAUUAUGAUUUGUUUUGAUAUGCCCUUUUCUUUUUUCUACAUCACCAUCACUCGAGAUAACUUGUGUUAACUGCUUCUUGACCACAGAGAACAAAAAGGUCUAAUGAUGACGUGUUUAUAAUUUCCUUUUUUUAAACUGUGCCUAUGUUUAGAGUGAGCCAGUGGUUCACGACUAAACACUAUUGUCCAUGAGAAUACAAAGAUAUAAAUUAUUUCAAUGAUUCUUUUUGUAUUACUGCUGUUUCUACUUUUUUUUUUUUUAGUGUUUCUCUUUUUUUUUUUUGCUGUUGCAUUAAUCUGUAAGCGAUAUCAGUUGUAAAAUACGGUGAUUGGAGGUCUUUUUAACAAAUAGCAGCAGUGGUUGUGGAACAUAAAGAUGGUGAUGUUGUGCACAGAUGAGAAAUGCCAAUCACACCCGCUUGAAGAGAAAAGGCGGGUUGGACUUUUGGGCGGAUGGUUCGGUGGUGUGGUGACGCUCAUCCCUCUUUCUUUGUGUGAUAAAGGUAUUAAAAAAGUCAAACAGACGUGGGUGAUGGGCUAAACGGUAGAAGAUGUUUUUAUAUAUGUAUACAAAUCCUGGUUGUUGCCUUCAGUGCACAUUUUAGUUCUGUUUACUUCUUUGAUAUUAUCUUCAGUGUUGGGCUGCGUAGCUGUCAUUCGAUUGAUUAUUGACCAACAUAUCAAAACAUCUGAAACGUUGUGUGUGUGUGUCUCUGGAGGAAGUGGUAAGUGUGUGAGAGCUCAGACGAACGGUUUGAUCACCGCUAUCAUCUCCUUUCUUUAACACUUUCUGUGGUUGAUUUCAGAAUUCGACUCCUUCAAAGUAAAUUUCCCACCAUUAGGAUUUUUAAUUUAAGUUCUUUGUUUUGUCCCACACUGUCCCAGCAAUGCUGCUGCUCUAAUGCACUUUUUAAAAACACAUUGGCAUCCUCUAGAGAAAGAAAACAAACUACAGCCUCUCUUCGGUUCCUUUGAUCGGGGGCAUUGGGUCUCGUGGAGAAGUAUUUGAUCUGUUUGACGGUGUAUCAUGUAAACUUUAAUCCACUUAAUGUCAGGAGUUCAGACGCUCUGCAGUCUGAGAAAGAAACGCUCUCUUGAAUUGUAAAAGAUUUCUGUGUGGCCAUGUUUAGAGUCCCUUAUCCUGUUUUUUAAAACCGAUUACUUAAUUUUCUUUUUUUUUAAAUGAUGGAAUGUGUAUUUAGUUAGUAUUAUUUCAAGUGACUGUACAUUAAAAUCCCAACAAAAGGUAAUCAACCAAACUUUUAAAUUCUUUAAAAUGUGUUGCAUCCCAGCUCUUUACUCAAUCAUGAUUCUGUUUUUGUACGAGAACACGUGGGUCUACUUUUUCGCAGCAGCUUUGCGUGAUUCAGUGGGUUGUGGUUCGGUCCCCUGAGCGAUGAGAGCGCCGCAGCUCGCCUCUUGGUGGAGCCCAGGUGGAGGUGAACGAUGUAACGCUGCUGCUUAUUUACCAGCAGAACCUGUUGCUGCUUUUCCGUGGACUGAAACAUUUGCUGUACGAGACGAGACGGGGCGGGGGGAGCAGGGAGGAGCUGGACGCAGGACGCGAUCCACUCCCGACACCGAUACAGACGUCACUGAGAACCUGACACGGGACAAAUCCACUGAGCUUUUCUGUUUGGUGUUAGGCUCACUGGUUUUCUCACAGAUCAAAUCGUUUGGACACAACGAUGAGACGACACAACAAGGUGCAUAUUUGAGCUUAAAACGCAAUUACAGUAUAAGACUGUCAGAAAAAGACAAAAAACAAAUUGUAAAAAGGGCUUUCUGUGUUCACGCUCAACAACACACCGGAGGCAUUGCAUUCCUGGGUUUUCUAUAAAAGCUUUGGAAGUUUCUUUCUUUGUGUAUUUACUUUUAGCUGUAAACAAUUGUGUGACAAAUGCCUUCAACGAGUACUCAAAGUGAGAUGUGCAUUAGGUGUGCAGCGAGAGUGCUGUGACCCAUUUUUACAUUCAGUCUCUGUUUUUACUUUUGUCAUGUGCCAUUCUGUGAGGGUGAGCGCCCGUGUGUGCAGACGCAGAGGACGAUGGGAGAGUCUGAAGCAGGCUGCUCGACCGCUCGGAGAGCGUUUUUCACAUCCAGGAAUGUAGUUUCAAAGCGCUGUGAGGGAGACGGGGAGCACUGUUCAGCUCGGGGCGUGUCUGUGUUGAUCAAAAUGAUGUUUUGGAUACUGGUGCGUCCGGAAUAAUGGGAGUACACUUGGUGUUUAUUUUUAUAUUUUCUGUGAAUGAAGGCCACGGUGAGCGUUGCAGAAUCAAACUCAUUUUGCUCCUUUGCUUUUCUUCUCCCCGGAUCAUCCCUCUGUUUCCUCGCCUGGUGGUUUUGUACAGGAGCAUGUUGAAGUCACACUUGACAUGAUGCGUCCGGGUCAGAAUCAGGCGUUUCUACAUAAAGGACUUUGAUUUAGUGGCUAUUUGGUGUAUCUGCAAAUGCUCCCUUUUUGUAUAUUGCAAAGGGUCUGGAAGCGUUGUGUGGCAAUGCUUCUCCUACUCAAUCUACAUUGACAAGCAGCCUUAAUGGUCUUUCUAUGUGUUUGUUUGGCUAUUCCUUGUGUCUAUGGCCACUGACUGUACUUGAUGACAAGCACCUGGUGGUUCUGAUGUAAAUUUGGGUCUGGUUUCUUUUUGUCUUCUUUUCCUCUGUACAGUAAUCUGGCUUUAUGUUAGACUCAGUAUUACAAGAUCUGUAAUGUGAUGAGAGUUUUACAUAAAAAGAUGGAGUGCAAUGAAAGGUGAUGCCAUUAUGCUACCAAGUGGAUGUGCAUUAGCUUGCAUCUCACUUGUCUUCGGCAUUAAAGGGGAAUUCCGCCCAAACUUGACUUGCAUUUUUAUUCUGCAACAAUGCUUUUCCAUUCAGAUUCGUCCUGCUUUUCUCUCUCAAAUUAAGACGUUCACUUUCAAAGAGACUGUUGAAACCUAAAAAUGCACACAUCAUGAAUCUGAAAUCCUCCUCUCUUAAAAAAGACACUUCCUCUCAUCAGAGCGCAGGUUGGAUCACGUUCCUCAUCUAAAAAGCACAUAACUACAUAAACAUCCGCUUUUUGUAAUCAAACCAAGUCAAUACUGGUGGAAUGGCCCUUUAAUGUGAAGCCUCCACCCGUCGCCCCUCUCUCUCCAUCUCUCAACAUUUUCUGGACAGCCUUACGAGCACCGACAGAAUCAUUACGGCCACUUGAUUUGACGGAUAAUCACUCUUCUUCUCUCCUUUGUUUAACGCCGAUAAAGGGAUCUGGGUCCACGGACUGAGCAUGUGCAGACAUGACUACCUCUAAGUGAGUCUUCAUUGCAAACCACAGUGACCAACAUCCAGUCUGAGGUGUUUCUACCUGUGUACGAACAGAGACGCGUGGUGGAGCAGGAGCUCGGGUUUGGACCAGCAGUUCAGUUCUUUUUCUUUCACUAAGCAUCCUUCUGUCAUUUGAUUUCUGUUCCACGCCUUUCUGAAGUAUUACUUUGACGAGAAAGAGGAAGAAUACUCUGACGUGUGUGCUUGUUAUAAAUGAAAACUUAAUCAAUGCCGCCCCAUUGUAAGACAGCUCUCCUGAAACCAACUAGCUGCAGAGUGACACUUUGCAAACAAGUGAAGAUGACCAUGUUUGGUGAUGUUCUGUAUGUACAUACAUCUUUUUAACUGUAAUAAACGAUAAAUAUUUACAAAUUUA